AACCUGAAAUUACACUUCGUAGAAGCAGGGAGUCCACAAGGCCCGUUGGUGCUAAUGAUCCAUGGAGCUCCAGAUUUUUGGUUCACCUGGAGGAAGCAGAUACCUACCUUAGCUAACGAUUUCUGGGUGAUCGCAGUGGAUUUACGCGGAUGUGGCGACUCGGACACCCCCAGCCUGCGGACCAAAUAUUCUCCCUCGAUCGUCGCAGAAGAUAUUGUUCAUCUCAUACGCAUUUUAGGUCGAAAGAAUGCCCAUCUCCUGUGCGCUGGCACUGGUGGGCAGAUUGGAUGGCACCUAGCCUACCACUGCCCUGAACUCGUGUCCAAAAUGGUUUUGAUUCACUCCCCUCAUCCUUAUGUCAUCCGUCAGCAAGUCAGAUCUUCAUGGACGAACUAUCUCAGAAUUUGGUACAUGUUCUUUCUUCGGUUGCCGGUAUUGCCUGAAAUCGUAGCCCAGGCUAAUGAUUCGGGCCUCAUUGACAAAAUGUUUCAGCCUUUACUCAAAAACAAAUCAGUUACAGAAGAAGAAAUUGAAGCUUACAAAUUCAUAUUUUCCAGAAGAGAGUACGUAGAACGCAUCUCUAUCAAGCCUUUGCCUGGAACUGGAUAUUCUGCCCAUGUGAGCCACGCAGCUUCUCUCAACCAAAUGAUCGGGGAGUUCUUGCGGGAGAUGCCAUGGAGGCCAUUGUCGCUUCUCGAGCCUUCGCAGCCCUCUCUAGUGGGGAGGGUUAUGGGAGCCAGCUUGGCUGUGAUGUCUAAUACUUACAGCAGAACGACUGAAGCCUUGGAGAGGACACGCGCUCUUCAGGGUGGUCUGUAUGGAAUGGCUCAAGAUUCGCUGAAAGCGGCAGGAUCUAGUUUAGGCUUAGGUGACAUGUACUGAUCUGUUUAUGUCUCAGCAUGUUUAAAUAAUUAUUUACAGAAAAUAUUUUAAAUGUGUCACUUUACGGGGAAUGAAAUCCAUUUCCAUGGAAAGAUAUUCUGGGAAGAACAGAUAAAUAAAAUGGUUAUGUUUCCCA
This is a messenger RNA of Penaeus monodon (black tiger shrimp), 1018 nucleotides long. RefSeq names its product epoxide hydrolase 4-like. Lineage: Eukaryota; Metazoa; Arthropoda; Malacostraca; Decapoda; Penaeidae. Gene Ontology annotation, molecular function: hydrolase activity. The record is from RefSeq and is a predicted model, not a curated record.